Messenger RNA from Sphaeramia orbicularis (orbiculate cardinalfish), 6547 nucleotides. RefSeq names its product WD repeat domain 90 (gene wdr90). The transcript is spliced from 43 exons. Gene Ontology annotation, cellular component: centriole. The coding region runs from base 278 to 5818 and encodes 1846 amino acids. Lineage: Eukaryota; Metazoa; Chordata; Actinopteri; Kurtiformes; Apogonidae. Gene Ontology annotation, molecular function: protein binding. The record is from RefSeq and is a predicted model, not a curated record.
CGGCGGAGGCUGGAGCGGGAAGGCUGUAUUUUGAACAGUAAGCACUUAAAAUGUGUUGGCUAUUCGGACCCUCCAAUAUAGGGAAGAACUUUCACUUCUAAUAAUGUCAUGUAACAAAUAGGUUUAUUGUCCUAUUCACCGAGAAUCGGAAAAAACAUCCGCAGUUACAGUGGACGUGCGUUUGCUAGCUAACAUGAAAAGCAAUUAACCAGUUUCAGUUUUCUACAUCUCAAGACACAUAAACAGGUGGAUUUCCAACACAUCAUAUUGGCUCGCAAUGGCUUCCAAAGGCUGGCAACACCCGUAUGUCAACAUCUUUAAACAUCUGAAAGUAGAAGAGUGGAAAAAGUCGUCAAAGGAGGGGGAUGUGACAACAUACACGGACAAGACGCUGAAGUGCUCUGUGUUCAGGAUUAAGGGUCCUGUUCCCACCAACAGCUACAUCCUGUUACCCAAAAACAGCAGCCAGUCUUUGGGGCUGACGGGGAGAUAUCUCUACCUUCUUUUCAGGCCAACCCCUACCAAGUACUUUGUGGUCCACAUAGAUGUUACUGCAGAGGAAGGCCAGGUGGUGCGGCUGUCCUUCUCAAACAUGUUCAAGGAAUUCAAGUCUACAGCUACAUGGCUUCAGUUUCCUUACCUGUGUGGAGCAGCAAAGGAUUCAGUCUAUGAAAGUACAGCAAAGUCAGCAAGACAGGGGUUAAUAGGGCCUGCUCCGAUUUCAGUGCGUUGGACCUGUUUGAUGCUGGAUUUGGAGUGCAUGCUCCUUUCGUACCUCAACCGCAGCUAUAGUCACCUGAAGAGCAUUAAGCUUUGCGCCAACAUGGCAGUAAAAAACUUGUUUACUAGUGACCUCCUGCUCAAUCCUGGAGUUUCUUUCAGUGAAGCCAAACUGAUGGGUCUAUCCUCUUCUCGGGGUACAGGUCCUGUGCCAAGAGAGAUGGCAUUCCCUGUACCCAGGGGAAGCUCUUGGCAUGACCUGUAUGACUACAUCAGGUUCCCCUCUGAUGGAACAAAAUUACCAUUUGACUCCAUUCAAAAAGGAAGCCAAAGCCCAGAGCUUCGAUGGGCCUCCACACAAAAAAAACACUUGAGGCAGAAGUCUGACUGUUUUCAUCUCAGCAAACCAAUUCAAGAUCGUGUGUCGCUCAUCCAGCAGAUCACCACUCCCAAAUCGGUUUCAAGUAAUCAAACCCCUGUGGUGACCAGCAUACCCGAACUCGGCAUGGUGUCCACUCAUCGGAAAGAGGACGUGCUUAUUCAUAAUCAUAUCCAACACCAGCAGGACUCACCAGGGUCCAGCUCACACCAGGUCACUUCCAGGCCAUCAUGUGAUGCUGACAAUGGUGGGGUUCAUGUUUAUGUGCACCCUUGCGAGGAGCUCUGCAAACAGGGGGAUGAAAGUGAGGAGUAUUUUUGCACUGAUGACCCACAUGUUGUUCAUCUAUCAUCAUCCAAACAAACCAAACAAAAGCAGCUGCUCCCAGACCCAAUUCUCCACCUUCGCAGAAUCAUCGGUUUUGGAGGAGCCAACACCAAACAUGCCCUGUGGACCAAAUCAGGUGAUGAAGUAGUGUAUCCGUGCCAUGCAGUUAUCAUCUCGAUGAAUAUAUCAUCUAAACAGCAGAGAUUCUUCAUCGGCCACACUGAUAAGGUGUCUGCUUUGGCAUUUAAUGGGCACACAACACUGCUGGCCUCUGCACAAACUGGAAGCCAUGGUGUAGUUCGAGUGUGGGAUCACCAAAGUGGAAAUUGUCUUGCUAUGUUCAGGAUUCAUGCUCAUUCAAUGUCUGUCCUCAGCUUCUCAUACAGUGGAAGUAUUCUCUGUGGAGUGGGUAAAGACAGACACAGCAAAACUAUGGUGGUGGUGUGGAACACUCUGCAUGUUAAUAAGGAAGGAAUAGUGACGGUUUUAGCCAAAGCGCACACUGAUGUGGAUAUCCACACGAUGAAGGUUGCCUUCUUUGAUGAAACAAGAAUGGUGUCAUGUGGUCGUGACAAUAUUCGUCUAUGGCGAAUGCGAAAUGGGACUUUGCGCUCCUGUCCUGUCAACCUGGGUGAAUACCAUUCACUGGAUUUCACAGACGUCGCUUUUGAGGAAGGAAUCUCUUCUGGCCAUGUAGAUGAUCGAAUAUUAUUUGCCAGCAGCCGAAGUGGCCAUAUCUUUGAGAUUGACUACAGCAGAGUUGUUAUCAGAAAUGUCAGGAGACUGUUGCCUGCACAAGAGCAACAUGGAGACCGAAGGGAGAAGUGGACUUUUAAAACAGGUCCAGGCAUUGCCAUCAACAGCAUUAGUUUGUCUGCAUCAUUCUGUGCCACUGGCUCUGAAGAUGGCUUCCUACGGCUCUGGCCCCUUGAUUUUUCAUCUGUCUUCCUGGAGGCUGAGCAUGAAGGGCCUGUUAGUUUGGUGUCAGUUUCUUCAGACAGCUUGCAGGUCCUGGCAGCCACCUCUACUGGUAACCUGGGUUUCCUUGAUGUUAGCAGCCGUGGUUACAACACACUGAUGAGGUCACAUACGGACACCGUGCUUGGUUUCAGUUUAGAUGGCAUUCGAAGACAUCUCACAACAGCCUCUUCUGAUGGAACAGUGCGCAUUUGGAGCAUGGAUUCCCUCCAUCAGCUGUAUGACUUUGUAUCAGAAGACAACCCCUGUUCAGUGGCCUUUCAUCCCAGUGAGCAGGUCUUCUCUUGUGGCUUCAGCUCUGGCAUUAUAAGAGUGUUCGAUAUCUCUAGCGCCAAACUGCUAGUUGAACAUAAGCAUCAUAGAGGUGAAGUGGUGGGCCUUACCUUCUCUCCUAAUGGCGAGUUCAUGUAUAGUGCCUGCUCUCAGGGUUCUCUGGCACUCUACAACUCUUCUGAGGAAGACCACAAUGUGAUCCGAGUUGUGUGUAAUGUUGUGGCCCGUGGCACUGAGCGUGCUCCAGACGCUCUGACAGUGAGCAGCAACAGUCGCUGUCUGGCUUUUGUUGGUCCGUCAGAAUACAUUGUCACCAUUGCUGACGCACGGGCUCUGGAUGAGUUGCUUCAUGUUGACGUGAGUAUUUUGGAUGUGGAGAGCCCUCGUUUGGAUUCUGCACUGAAGGUCUGCUUUGCUCCAGCAUCUACUGAGCACGUGUUGGUUUCCACUUCAGCCAACAAGGUCUUGUGGAUUAGCACUAAAACAGGCCGUCUACUUCGAGAGGUGUCCAAGGUGCACAAAAAUCAGUGUUCAUCUUUGGCUGUGAGUGAGGACAACCGAUUCCUGCUAACAGCUGGAGACAAUGCUGUCAAAGUGUGGGAUUAUAGCAUGCAGCUUCAUAUUAAUUCACAGAUGUUUAUAGGCCACAGUGAGCCCAUCCGCCAGGUGAGCUUCACCCCUGACCAGCUGGCUGUUGUCUCAGUGGGAGACGCCAUAUUCUUCUGGGACUUCCUUGCACAUCCUGCUGACUCUCUGACGGAAAGCCGUUCCCCUCUCAGAGUGAACCACAGCUCUACUCGCAAAUCAGUUCAAUCUCCAGCUGAACUGACUCAAGCUCAGAUGUCCAACGGGAUGCCUCGACAGACAGCGCCCCUUCCCUCGUCACCACCACCACGGCUGGACAUCGGCAUCAUAGACCAAGCUGACCAUGAAGCUUUAGGCUCUUUGUCUCUUUGUGAGGAUGCCAUAAACAGCCCAAACAUCCCUGUCCUGUGCACUCGCUCAGGUCCCUCAUCUGAAUGCAGGCCUGCUACUUCAUACCUUAAAGUAACAGAGCUUGUCACGUCUUCUCAGCUAAACACUAGUCAUUUGGAUGCUGGUGAGAUGAAAGAUAAGGUGGUUCGUCCAGACUGUUACAGGCACUUUAUACCACGUUUCAAGACCUCCAGUUUGGAUCAGGCAUGUGUGACUCCUCAAACAGGAGAAGAGGGCAUGAGGCUUAAAGCAGUGAUUGGUUAUAAUGGCAAUGGGCGUGGCAACAUGGUGUGGAGCGCUGACAAAGGUUUAUUUGCAUACUCUUGUGGUUGUAUAGUAGUGGUGGAGUACCUUCAUACAGGAUCUCAGAAACACCUGCGUGGUCACAAUGAGGAGGUCUCUUGCCUUGCAGUUACAAAUGAUGCACAGACUGUGGCAUCAGCUGCUGGAGACAAUAGCAGUGACAGGUGCCUCAUUUGCAUUUGGGAUGUCCAAAGCGGAGCUUGUCGUAGCACUAUUUCCCACCACAGAGGGGCAGUGCAGUGUCUCGCUUUCUCCAGGGAUGACCGUUACUUGCUCUCUGUUGGAGACUUCAGUGAACCAGAGGUGGCUCUGUGGAGCACAAAGAGCUUCCAGUUGCUGUCCAGUGUGAGGGUAUCAGGGCCGAUCCAUGACGCAGCCUUUAGCCCUUCAACAGCCAGCCAACUGGCCUGUGUGGGCACCAUGGGAGUUUAUUUCUGCCUCCUCCUCUCUCAGGGUCUGGAUGUAGAUCUCAAGGUCCAGUGUGUGAAAGCGCCAGCUGAGGUGGGAGAUGUGGAGAUGACAGCUCUGUGCUACCACAUGGAUUCCUACUUGUUCACGUCCACAAAUAAAGGACACGUGUGCGUCUGGGACGUGAAGUCACUGCGCUGCUUCAUGAUGUGGGAAGCUGACGAGGGAGAGAUUGGAGUGCUGCAGUGCCAAGGGAACAGUCUGCUGACAGGCAGCAACACCCGCUGGUUGAGAAUGUGGGAAGUGGAAGCCGUAUGUGAUUCAAAGCCUGGCCAAAAAGUCUCCAAUGAAGAGAACAGUGAGACCACGGUGGGGUUGGAACAGGAGAUAAUGUUGGAUGGGACCAUGGUCAGUGCAGCAUUCGAUAACACAAUGGACAUGGGCAUUGUUGGCACCACAGCAGGAACCCUCUGGUACAUCCACUGGUCAGGCAACAGCAGCAUCCGUCUGGUCAGCGGACAUAAGGCCAAGGUGAAUGAUGUGGUGUUUAGCUCUAAUGAGAGUCAUUUUGCCACCUGCAGCGAAGACGGCAGCGUGAGAGUGUGGUCAGCCCCCAGCAAUGAACUGGUGGUGCAGUUCCAGGUCCUCAGCCAGGCAUGUGGCUGUGUCUGCUGGAGCCCCUCGGUGGAUAUGGACAGUGCAUGUGUGGCUGCAGGAUAUGGUGACGGGACCCUGAGGAUCUUCCGUCUUAUUUCCUCAGAGAUGGAGAUGAAGAUGCAGCCCCAUCGUGUGGCUGUCACUGCCAUCCAGUACUCCGCUUAUGGUCAUGUGAUCCUUUCUUCUGGGAAGAAUGGUCUGGUUGCCAUCAGCAGCCUGCAGAAUGGAGCCACGAUCCGCGUCAUCAGGGACCAUAAAGGAGCAGCCAUUACCACCAUCCAGUGUAUCAGUAAACAGAGCAAGAAUUUUGGACUAGAUGGGAAGGAGUUGUGGUUGGCUGCCAGUGUUGACAGACGUGUCAGUGUGUGGGUUGCUGAUUGGCUGAAGAACAAAUGUGACCUGCUAGACUGGCUGACAUUUCCUGCGCCGGCCUAUUUAGGGGAUGACAAGCCACCCCCCAGCCUGGCUGCCUUUUGCCCGACAGACCCCAGCCUGGUGGUCUAUACUGGUUUUGGAGUAGAGAAAGAGCUGUCCUUUUACAGUCUGGAUACAAAACAGAUUGUAAAAAAGAUCUCCAUCCCGCACUGGGCUACAUGCAUUAGCCUCUCCUCUAAGAAUCAACUCAUAGCUGUGGGUUCAAGAGAACGAGUGCUCAAGUUAAUCACAUCAAGCAGCGGCAGGUUCCAAAACUUCCUGCACAAUGACUCACUGCAGACGUGUCACUUUUCACCUUCUGGGACGCUCCUCUUCACUGUGGCUUAUAAUGAGAUUCUACUGUGGGAGGUGCAGGGCCUGUGACAGCCUUAUAGCCUUAUGUCUGAACUUUAAAACUUGUAGGUUUACUUUCUUUCACAUGUGCCUAAAGUUUUUGUAACUUCAAGUAAUCAUAUUGUGACCUCAGUUUUGAUUCAAAUAAUUUUUUAACUUAUUUUUUAGAUAAAUAGAUUAUAUUUUUAGGGAAAUGUUGAAUAUUUGACCAAUUUUCUUGUUUGUGGAUAGUUUUUUUUGUUUUUUGUUUUAAUUCAGCCAUAGAGGGGAUUGUUUUAUAUAUUUAGUUUGUCUUUUUGUGCUUUCUUCUCUUGUUUCUGUGCUGGGUAAAGUCAUUGGACUUGCAAUAAAAAGCACCAUGUAAAUUACUGUUUUAAAUUCUGUGCUGAGUUAUGUUCUUGUCCACCAAAUAAGUGAUCUGUACUGUCACUGAUCAGUAUAUGUAUGAGUGUUGAGUUUCCAUUUUUACCAAACAAAUAGCUCAUAGAAGUUACUAUAUAUCACUAAAAUCAUGUGAUCAGGCUUUCUAAUCUGAAAGACAUGGAUUCUGAUUACCAAGGUUGCAUCACUCAUGACAAUUUUCAGCUUUUUUACAACACAAUUACAAUUGAAUAAAAUGUACUAAACGUGGCUAUAGCAGCGCAAAAAUAUUAUUUAGAUACUUCAUAUCUGAUCCUUUAGUGCAGUACUUCACUACUUAUGGUUUUUGUUGCUAAAAGUAAACUCAUCUAUCAAUAUUAUGUGUAUGUUUAAAAGUAA